Strongylus vulgaris is the source of this 315-nucleotide messenger RNA. Lineage: Eukaryota; Metazoa; Nematoda; Chromadorea; Rhabditida; Strongylidae. The record is from the annotation of a GenBank genome assembly.
AUGAAAUAUCAGUCGACGUGCAUCGCCGUGCACAACACCCCCUCACGUCUACAUUGUGUUUCAUCAACCGCAAAUCGACUCUUUGGUGUAGAUGAGCGGUUCAUCGCAAUUGGGGCUACGCGAGGUCAGGGCGGACGGAGAAGAAUGGACGGGCGAAUCGCGCGCCAUACGAUGCAUAACUGGCAUGCUACGCUUAUACGCAGUGUUCGAGCAUGCAUGUGCGUUCUCGCUGCGCGACGCGCAGAUGGUUCAAUCAAUAAGCUGCUUGAAGGAUUUAUAUCUUCUGGAGCGAUGGAACAUCUUCGACGUCACUAA